GCAACAACACGGCCGCACUACUUUGUCUGUAGCUUCUCCAUUUCAUCUCUCCAAACCAUUCUCAGAGUGAAAGUAUGGAUUUGAUUGUACCUACGAAUCAUGUCCAUGAAGGGUUUUGCUCAUUUCAACAUUUUCAUGGAGAAAGUACACGAAAUUGUAGUUUUUUUAGUGCUAGGCGUGGCGCUUAUAAAGUUGGUAUCAAAUUAAGUUCUAAGAAAGUUUAUGUGCGGUACAAGGCUCCCUUUCUUGUUCAGUCUGCUGAUAGUUUUGAUUGUAAAAAGCGUAAACCUCAAGGGUUUCAAAAGCAAACGCGGGUUUUUGCUGUUUCAAAGAAUGAAACACUUAGUUCUAAUGCUAAACUGAAAAAAGUUCAGAAAUCCCCACAUGGGCAUCUGUUCAAUGGUCAUAUUUCUUCGAGUCAGGAGAAUUCUUCUCAUAAUUUUGAGGAAUUUGAGAGUAAUAAUCAUCUUCGUCGGCUGGUUAGAAAUGGGGAAUUAGAAGAAGGGUUUAAGUUUCUUGAAAGCAUGGUUUAUCAUGGUGAUAUUCCUGAUAUAAUCCCUUGCACGAGUUUAAUUCGUGGAUUCUGUAAGGUUGGUAAGACUAGGAAGGCAACUAGAGUUAUGGAGAUUAUAGAAGAUUCUGGGGCUGUUCCUGAUGUCAUAACUUACAAUGUUUUGAUUAGUGGGUAUUGCAAGUCAGGGGAGAUUGAUAAUGCUUUUCGUCUUUUGGAUCGAAUGAGUGUAGCUCCUGAUGUUGUUACAUAUAAUACUAUUUUGCGUACCUUAUGUGAUAGUGGGAAGUUGAGUCUAGCCAUGAAAGUUCUUAAUAGACAGUUGGAGAGGGAAUGCUUUCCCGAUGUAAUCACUUAUACCAUAUUAAUUGAAGCAACUUGCAAGGAAAGUGGUGUUGGUCAGGCAAUGAAGCUCUUUGAUGAGAUGAGGAGUAGAGGAUGCAAACCUGAUGUGGUUACCUACAAUGUUCUUGUCAAUGGAAUUUGUAAGGAAGGAAGGUUGGAUGAAGCAAUCAAAUUCUUGAAUGACAUGCCAUCUUUUGGAUGCCAACCUAAUGUGAUUACACAUAAUAUUAUUUUACGUAGCAUGUGUAGCACUGGUAGGUGGAUGGAUGCAGAGAGACUAUUAGCUGAAAUGGUUCGGAAUGGAUGCUCUCCUAGUGUUGUUACAUUCAAUAUAUUGAUUAAUUUCUUGUGUCGAAAGCGUUUAUUGGGUCGAGCAAUUGAUGUAUUGGAGAAGAUGCAUAAGUAUGGAUGUACUCCAAAUUCCUUAAGUUACAACCCAUUGCUCCAUGGUUUCUGCAAAGAAAAGAAUAUGGAAAGGGCUAUUGAGUAUUUAGAAAUUAUGGUGUCCAGGGGUUGUUACCCUGAUAUUGUGACCUAUAAUACUCUCCUCACUGCAUUAUGCAAAGAUGGGAAGGUUGAUGUUGCAGUUGAGAUACUUAACCAGCUUAGUACCAAGUUUUGUUCGCCCGUUUUGAUCACUUACAACACAGUUAUUGAUGGGCUCUCAAAGGUGGGGAAAACAGAACAAGCUAUGAAACUUUUGAAUGAGAUGUGCGGAAAGGGUCUCAAGCCUGAUGCAAUUACCUACUCUUCCCUUGUUGGUGGGCUUAGUAGAGAAGGCAAGGUUGAUGAAGCAAUUAAGCUUUUCCGUGAUCUGGAUAGAUUAAGCAUCAGGCCUAAUGUAAUUACCUACAAUUAUAUAAUGUCAUCACUUUGUAAGGCUCGGCAGACAGACCGUGCAAUUGACUUCUUGGCGGACAUGGUAAUGAGGGGUUGUAAACCCACGGAAACUACAUAUACCAUUCUCAUUGAAGGCAUAGCUUAUGAAGGUUUAGCCAAGGAGGCUUUGGAGCUAUUAAAUCAACUGUGCUCCAAAGGAGUUGUGAAGAAAAGCUCAGCAGAACAGGUGGCAGUCAAGAUGUAGCCUACCGUCAGUAGCAUCUUUCGUUUUUAGUUGGCUGGUAACUAGUAAUCUGUGUAUGGAGUUUCUGUAGCUUUGUGUUGGCAAUAUACAUAAUUUUGUAUUAGUUUAUUUUCUAUUUUUCGUAGCUUUUCUCUGAAGAGUGAAAAUUCAAGUUCAUUUUUGGCAGAUAGUCUAUGUAACCUUUCUAUUUAGUCUUAGGACUUGGGUUGUAACUUGUACCGAUGAACAUUCACUACACUUGCAUGUCUAUCCUGAUCUGUUGCUGAUCACACUUAAGAAAUUUGCCUUUUAUUGUUUCAA
This is a messenger RNA of Pistacia vera, 2240 nucleotides long. Its product is annotated as pentatricopeptide repeat-containing protein At1g09900. Gene Ontology annotation, molecular function: protein binding. NCBI's taxonomy places the organism in Eukaryota, Viridiplantae, Streptophyta, Magnoliopsida, Sapindales, Anacardiaceae. Bases 75 to 1940 code for a protein of 621 amino acids. The record is from RefSeq and is a predicted model, not a curated record. The transcript has 2 exons.